GGAUGUGAAUCGUCCCUUCCUGUUUUACUGGCGAUCAGAGAGAAACAUUGACGCCGUGAUAGAGACGCACAAGCUCCGAUUAUGUCUGGAACCGCGCGCUCCGUACAAGACCAGGAUUUUUGUUUGCCUACGUGAAACCGGCAACCAGCAAUGUCGCCUUAUAGCGCAUAUAUGGCACUUGUCGAGUUAUAGUCUACAAAUAUAUUUUUAAUCGCGCUGCUGCAACCCUUGCUCCUUCUUCUGUCAAUGAUUAUCCUACCCAUAUAAGCCUACUCAUGGCGGAGACCAAAAUUAUAUACCAUAUCGACGAAGAAGAAACCCCUUAUUUAGUGAAACUGACGGUUUCUCCUGAAAAAGCCACGUUGGCGGAUUUUAAACAUGUCCUCAACAACCGUCCGGUCAACAGUUAUAAAUUCUUUUUCAAAUCUAUGGAUCAGGAUUUCGGAGUCGUCAAAGAAGAAAUCUCUGAUGAUAACGCCAAGCUGCCCUGCUUCAAUGGCAGAGUGGUGUCCUGGUUGGUGUUGGCUGAAGGCACACACUCGGAUGGGGGAUCUCAGUGCACAGAGAGCCACAAAGAGCUGCCGCCACCCUUGGAGCGAACUGGAGGGAUUGGAGAUUCCAGACCCCCCUCUUUCCAUGCCAAUGCGGUGAGCAGUCGGGAUGGAUUGGACACAGAGACAGGGACGGAGUCACUCCAGAGCCAGCGGAGAGAGCGGGAGAGGGAGCGAGCUCACAGGAGGGCACGAGAAAUCCCUCGCAUGAACGGUCACUCAAAAUCACAGUGGGCGAAUCGUGACUCAGCUGUUGGCUAUGACAGCGCAUCAGUGAUGAGCAGUGAGCUGGAAUCCAGCUCUUUUAUCGACAGUGAGGAGGAUGAGGAUGCCAGCAGCCACAGACGUAGCAGUUCAGCCGAGCAGAGCUCUUCAUCACACCUCAUGCGGAGACACAAACGCCGACGACGGAGGCAGAAAGUCACCAAAAUGGACAGGUCCUCAUCCUUCAGUAGUAUUACAGACUCCACAAUGAGCCUCAACAUUAUCACUGUCACUCUAAACAUGGAGAAGUACAACUUCUUGGGUAUCAGUAUAGUGGGUCAGAGUAAUGACCGAGGAGACGGAGGCAUCUAUAUUGGCUCUAUUAUGAAAGGUGGAGCAGUGGCGGCUGAUGGCAGGAUUGAGCCUGGAGACAUGCUGUUACAGGUCAAUGAUGUGAACUUUGAGAACAUGAGUAAUGAUGAUGCUGUCAGGAUUCUACGGGAGAUUGUCUCCAAACCUGGGCCAAUAAGCCUAACAGUGGCGAAAUGUUGGGACCCCUCUCCUAGAAGCUACUUCACCAUCCCUAGAGCUGAACCGGUGAGACCCAUUGACCCUGCUGCCUGGAUCUCACACACUACUGCACUUUCUGGGCCAUACCCCCAUUAUGAGUUUGAUGACCUCCCCCUUUCAGUGUCAAAGACAGACAUGGCAACUAUAGUAAAAGUCAUGCAGUUACCAGAAUCAGGCCUGGAGAUUAGAGACCGAAUGUGGUUAAAGAUCACUAUAGCCAACGCUGUCAUCGGGGCUGAUGUUGUCGACUGGUUGUUCUCGCGGGUGGAGGGUUUCAAGGACCGUCGGGAUGCUAGAAAAUACGCCAGCAGUUUGUUGAAACACGGCUACCUGAGACACACAGUCAAUAAAAUCACCUUCUCGGAGCAGUGCUACUACACCUUUGGAGACCUGUGUCAAAAUAUGGCUUCUCUCAAUCUGAACGAGGGAUCUAGUGGUGGGGGCUCUGACCAGGAUGGUCUCGCUCCUCUUCCUCCACCAGGAACCAACCCCUGGCCCCUGGGCGGUCAGCCCUACCCUUACCCAGGUUACCCCACUCCUCCACCAGGCUUCCCUCCUGGAUACUCUGACCCUUGCCACAGUUUUCACAGUGGCAGUGCAGGCAGCCAACAGAGUGAAGGUAGCAGAAGCAGUGGCUCCAACCCCAGUGCUGGAAAAGCCCGGAGACCCUCCCCUCGAGAGAAGGACCAUAAGGCACCAUGCUGUGGGGGCAGUGAAUCAGAAAUGGGAGCAUGGGUCGUAAGGAGGGGUGAGAGAGCGCCCAGUCAGCUGAGUCAACAAAGCCACAGCCGCUCUGCUGCCAGUCAGGCCCAAUCCAGCCACAGCUACACUCACUCUGGGUACAGCCAUGGCCAGUGUCACAGCAUCUUGCAGCAUAGCCACAACUUCACCUACAGCCACGCCUCUUUCAUUCAGCCCAAUCAUCUGUCAUCCUGUGCCCACAGUGACAGAAGUCACGGCUCUUCAUAUGGCCCGCCGGGUCUACCCCCUCCGUACUGCCUCGCUCACCUCGCCCCCAAAGCGACAGCAAGCAACAGCCCACCUGGGGCUCCCCCCGUCCGGGAGCUAGGAAAUGUCCCCCCAGAACUCACCGCCAGUCGGCAGUCAUUUCAACAUGCUAUGGGCAAUCCUUGUGAAUUUUUUGUUGAUAUUAUGUGACAGGAGAGUGCCUUCAACCCUUUCAGAGCACAAGGCCUACUUCCCGCAGUUUGCUUCAUCAAUUUUUGCUACUGACGAUCCCAGCACUGAGAAUGUACAAACUGACAGCCCGAUUUAAAGCAUUUAAAGGGACAGUUCACCCGAUAAAGGAAUUUCUGUAACUUGCUCAUUUUUCCUGUUUCUUUCUUUUGUGGAACAAAAAAUUACUGUUAAAACUAUUAAAAACAGUUUUCAGUAAUUGAAAUGAAGCUGAAAUCAAAUAUAAAUAUUAGAAGAAAAACUUCAGUGAAAAUUAGAAAUGUUGCCUUGGCAACUAACAGAAAUAGAUUUAUGUUGAAGUCCUAAAAUGUUUUUAUUUUUACUUUAUUUUUAUACAUUAAAGGAAUUUACAAACAAUUAACUAAACAUUUCUUGACAACAGCAGUGGUCCUAAAAUGAUUUAAACUAAAUAAAAUAUAGAAAUAUUGUAUAGAAAUAUUAAAAAAUAACUCUUCAUGUAAUUAAAUUCAUAUAAUCAACUAAAGCUUUCAAAUCAAGCUAACUAAAAAUAUUAAUAUAAUCAUAUAAUAGCAUAUAAAUAAUACUUAACACUCACAUUUUUUAAAUCCUGAACAUAUUUUAUCCAGAAUAUGACAACUAUUUUCUAUAUAAUGAGAUUGAGUAGGGACAAGAGCUUUCAAGCUACAAAAUGAAAAAAAAGAAAAAACAUUCCAUAAAAGGAGAAGGAAGGAAGGGGAGAGAGAAGAUUAUCAUUAGUUACCAGCUCAGCUGAAAUAUUUGAACUUGAAAUAUAGCCCACUUUUGUAGCAUGGACUACUUUAUUUUUGUCAUUUUGGAGCAUUGCAGGACAGCCCCAGUCCCCUUUUACUUCUAUUAUGUGGAAAGGAAUGCACAGGAUAUUUUUUUAAAAAUUUACUUUUUGUGUUCCACAGAAGAGAGAAAGUAUUUGGAAAAAGAACAUAAGAGUGAGCUAAUGAUGACAGAUUUGUCAUUUUUAGGUCAACUCUUUCUUUAAUGUCCCUUCAAUGUUAUUUAGAUCACCGAAGGACAAAAAAAAGCACAACUGCAGAGUUAAUUUAAACUGACAAAAACUACAAUACUGCAGUAGCAGCACAAGAUAACACAACUAAUAAGCUUUUAACAGGAAAGUCAGUGUAUCAGACUGUCUGCUUCUUAUACUCAGCUGCUCUGCACUUUGCACAAGUUACAAGCCAGACAACAUGACUCUUUACACAGUCCGUACUUUUAAAUGUAUUCACUCUCUGGACGAUUUUUUUUCCUUACACAGUUGCAUUUGACUUUAUAUUCACAAAGUCAUAACCCUGUUGACAAUCAGAAAUCAUAAUGACAAUUGACGUACCUAAACAUUGCUGAAUGUAUUGUCUUGUGAGGCUAAAACUCAGAAAUCCCUCAUUAACUUGCAUGUUAUCACUAAAUAAAUGCUCAGAUGUUCAUUUUAGACUCAUGGUUGCCAAAUGUCCAUCAUGAACUCUAAAUGUACAUGAUACAUUUUUAACAAUAACAAACAGGUGCUUUUCAUAGAGUCUGUGAACUGACUGUUCAGAUGUCACCAGUUGUCUUAGUAUUCACCACUGUAUUACGAAUGUCACUGUACAGUUAAUGCAGUAGAAUGGUAGUAGGCCUUGUAAGUUAUAACAUAGAUAUUAAAACAGACCGAUAGGCUAACCAAA
Cyprinus carpio (common carp) is the source of this 4174-nucleotide messenger RNA. Its product is annotated as segment polarity protein dishevelled homolog DVL-1-like. Gene Ontology annotation, molecular function: frizzled binding. Gene Ontology annotation, cellular component: cytosol. NCBI's taxonomy places the organism in Eukaryota, Metazoa, Chordata, Actinopteri, Cypriniformes, Cyprinidae. Gene Ontology annotation, biological process: intracellular signal transduction; canonical Wnt signaling pathway. The record is from RefSeq and is a predicted model, not a curated record.